Mya arenaria is the source of this 4743-nucleotide messenger RNA. RefSeq lists its product as uncharacterized. The transcript has 5 exons. The record is from RefSeq and is a predicted model, not a curated record. Bases 1 to 3462 code for a protein of 1153 amino acids. NCBI's taxonomy places the organism in Eukaryota, Metazoa, Mollusca, Bivalvia, Myida, Myidae.
AUGAUUGUGAUGAUGAUGAUGAUGAUGAUGAUGAUGAUGGUUGUACGUGGUAAUAGGGGUGAUGGUGGUUGUAGGGGUGGUGGUGGUGGUUGUAGGGGUGGUUGUGUUUAUAAAUGUGUUGGUGGUGGUGAUGAUGUUGACAAUGAUUGUGGUGGUUUGAUUGAUGGUAGUGGUAAUGAUGAUGAUGAUGAUGACGACUGCGACGAAAACGACGACGACGACGACGAUGAUGAUGAUGAUGAUGACGAUGGAGGUGGUACUCGUGGGGUGAUGGUGAGUUUUACCCGCCUCCCGGGUACCAUGCCGUCGUGUGUGCCCGCCAACAACAACAACGUAGGGGACGUUGACGCCGUCAAGGGACCGCCACAGUCAGACUCCAAGAUCAGUAAACUGAUAACAUGCCUGUUCUUUCGGAAAAAGACGGGCGUCGUCGACCUGGCGAAAGAGUCGUCUGCUGCCGCCAGAAAGAAGCAGCGAAUGACCGUCGACCGCUCAGAACGCUCCCGGCGCGUGCUCAAGAUGGAGAGCAUGCGCACUGCACCCAAGCCACGUGACGAUGAUGACGCAGGUCGACCCUCGUCUGGACAGGGGCCGACCCAAAUGUUCUUACCAUCUGAAAAUCCAACAGCCUCGUUUCUGUCACAUCUCAAUCCGUCGGUACGCCGCGCGUGCUCUGACGUAAUAAGAACGUCAAGUUCAUCAAAUGGCGGAAAAUCAACGUCCCGAGAAGCGUUCUCUGAAAAUGGGCGUAUACCGGUGACGAGGAACACAAACUACCGUGGGAAUCAUAGCUUUAAUGAUCGUGAUAAACUGGGCAAACCUCCCAAACCACCAGAGCGUCACAGCAGUACCACCAGUAAUGCUACGGGCGGACGUAGGCCAGUCGUCGUGCCCGGUCUGAUGUCAGCGUCAGACGAUGACGUCGGUUACGAUUCGGAGGAUGAAAUCACUGACAUCCACGAGGAGAUGCGCCGUAUGAACAUGAGCCAGCCAGAUCUAAGAUCAUCAACAUCGGACAAGAAACCCGCCAAACCCAGGCGGCGUCGACGCGAAGGCUCCAUUUCUCUCUCUGAAGAAGAAAGCGGAAGUGAUGAAGAAUCAGACGAUAAUCGCCCUCAGAAUCCAUCACCAUCCGAAAAGCAUGGAAUGAGUGAUGCCGUCAUCAUUACAAAUGACGUCACAACAACAUCCGUUUUAAAUGGACAAACAGCAAACUCAAAAACUCACAAGACUAAGUCAAUGGAAGACGUUAUUGAUGACCUGUUUAAACAAACACAAAAUAACAUUGAUACAAUAUACAAAACUGGACUUGACAAUAUGGAUCUCGAAACAUUCCGAUCUGACACUGUAACGCCAGAUACGUGUAUGCGCAGAUUGGAAGAAGACCUAAUGAAAGAAGAUUACGAUUCUGAAGAUAGUGAAAAUUUACGAGAGAAAAAGAAAUCAGCAUUACCAACUCGACCACCUCCUCCGACACCUGCGAACUUAAAGAAGAACCAUAGAAUGGAUACAUUGCUAAACGAGGUAUCACUUUGGGCAUCUGACAGACAGAAAUGGCUGCUGGAGGAUGGGGGGAAAAUCAAAGCUUUCGAACCAGGGACGAGAGAAAGUACAGUUGCUAGUUUUACAACAGAUGGUCAGGCGAUUGACCAGGUGACGAAGACAAAUACAGAAACCAAUGCUACUCAAAGGUGUUCUCAUUGGGUAAAUGAGCUGGAUAAAGAUGGCGAUGAAUCAGGGUCAGUGCAGACAGGAAUCUUGACGGCACCAACACUAUUCAGGUCAACGGCCAAAUUUCCUACAACACCAAGGCAUCCUGAACGACGAAGGGUAAGCUUCAAUGGAAGUGAGGCUAGAUCGUCUUCCUUUAAUGCCCCUAAGAAGUCAGACUCAACAAGAACGACUGUACCUCGCAAAAGAACGUAUAGAGGAGUUCAAGUACUGGACUAUGGUAACGACGAAACAGAAGUCGUAAAUGAUCCGGUAGAUGAAACUACUGGACUGGAAAUUAAAGACUUGGAAAAUGAGCCAAAAUGUCCCGAACCAUGGACUUCCGACAUGUACAAAAACCGUGAAUCUCCAAGUGACGAAAAGGACAAGUCAAGUCUUAAAAACAGCUCAGAGCUGGAUGAUUCAAAGAUUGUGAAUGAAAGAACUAGUAGUCCAGAUAGUUGGCUGAGAAGUGAUGGGUCUUGUUCUAAUAUGGAAACUAAUAAGAUGAAUGAAAUCAAUGAUGGAGAUGAUUGUUAUGAACUGCCUUAUGCUAGGAAAUCACCAUAUGAUCGAAGUAUGGUUACACCGGAGGAGUAUAUUAUGAACAAAAGACCAAACGUUGUUAAGGCCACGAAUGUUGGAAAAUCUCACCAAAUUGAGCGUAAAGCCCCGAAGGUGCACUCGUUUAAAGAGUUAGAGAAACCAUUUUUUAUACCAAAGCAGCCAUCAUUGCCUGUAAAGCCAAUGUUGAGAAACACUCAACUGAAACCUAUCAAUUCUUUACGAACCGGAGAGCCAAAGAAUAUGGACACUUUUCCGGCACUUCCAGGAAUGAAAUCUUCCAGUCACUCUUUUAAUAAGUCCAGAAAUGUAUCUAGUUUUGAAAGCAGUUUUGGACAUUUAGCUAGUCAAGCAAAUCGUCCAUUCUCUGAAAUACCAUUGCGGCCAGAUUUCAGUUCGGACAGAAACAGUAACAUGCUAGCAAGCAGAGUGAACUUGCCAAAAGGCCCCGAUGCUAGUCAUCCCGUUAUACAAUCUAUGAUGAGGCCGGUGUCAGAAACGGCCAUGCCGCUCAACAAGCGUCUUGACAAGAUAGGUAUGGGUCCAAUCAUGGCCACAAAGGACAAACAAGCAUAUGCUCAAAACAUUGCAAACGCUAUUGAAAAACAGCGACUUCAACCUAAUGAAGAUGCAUUUAAAGCAGAGGUACUGGGAGAUGACAAUAGAGAGAACGAUGACAAGAUAACGGAUGAAAAGAAAAACAUGAACUCGACGAAGAGAAGACAUAAAGUUUUCACUCAAGGCUUGUUAGAUGGUGGUUAUAAUUAUAACAAACACAGCAGAAGAAGACAUGCUGAACCAGUUCUGACUGAGUCCUGUAGUUUCAGCGAGAAACAUAACUCCGGAGAUCCACUGCAGCUAAACCAGUCGAGCUCGUUCCAAAAUUCACAACCACCUAUGGCAAGUGUAAACGAUUUGUCUUUGAGUAUUCGAGACAGUAUAGAAAAACCUCCAAACGGCUUAUCAUUUGCACAUAACACGAUAAGUGAACCAUCUAAUGAUAAAAACGGGAAUGUCAAACUACAAAGAAACCAUUCCAUGCAGGUGCACAACAUUGGUGGAAAUAUUCAACAGUACGUUGAAAAUGGCGCAAACACCAAAACAGCCGACAAGUUCAGGAAACUGAGAACGAGGCGUGAUAUAGAGAUGGACUGGUUGAUGAAAGACGCUGCAGAAACAGAGCUCUGAGCAUUCUGUAAGUGUCGGCAUUCCGAACUGAUCAAUAAAAAACGGAGUGGUUUCUGAAACGUUCUUUGAGUGACAAGGACUAGUGGUUGGUGAAGGUGUUGUGAGGCACAAUAUGUUAUCAUGUUAAAGGUGCUUUAAGUGUCAGGGGGUUGACUUGUAAAUAUAUAUAUUUCAGCAACCAUGGCCUGCCGAGGAACAGGUGCUUCGAGCAACUAGGUGUAGAUUAACUAUUUUCAAAUGGUGAAUUGAGCAACAAGGGGCUGAUUUGUUAAAGGUGCUUUGUGGAGAUUGGGGCUGUUUUUAUGAAAGGUGCUUUUAAACGGACGGAGUUGAAAGUUGUCCAGUUGUUGCUUUAAAGUAGUUAUUGACUUCACUUAUUAAGAUGAUUAUGGCAUGUAGGCGGACUGAUACGACGUGACUCGGACGGAGUUUAGUUAUUUAGUUUGGUAUGUGUUUCAAAUCUCAUGGAUCCAAGGAAUAUUGAACGCUUAUUGGAAGAUGGGUCUUUAAACUGGCCCGGACUUUGAAAAAGUAUAGAUAUGUUGUCGUCAAUUUCUGAUGCACAGUCACUUAUAUGGAUGACAACUUCAAAUUCACUGGUACAAUACAGAAAGAACUAAACAUGUUUAAGAGGAAUUUGUCAAGAAUAUAAUGAGUUAUCAUUUUUAGUCUUUAAAUGGUUGCCACUAAUGUAUAUUUUAAUGAUUCGGUCGUUCUACGCAAUGUAAAUAUAAAACUUUUCAUUCGAAUGCGCUUACAAAAUUUUCCUAAAUUAUCAUUAUGUUUUCCUUAUGCAAAUGUUGCCCCUUCUUAUAAUACUAGAAUUCAUAAUUGUUUUGUAGAACUCCUCAUUACUUUAUUCAAAUACUGUAAUGAUCUUUGUGCGUCUGUUUUCCAAAGAAAAAGGUCGAGGUAAUAUAAUUGGCAAAGCCUUAGUGUCGUGCAAACACUUAAACCUGGGUCAUUACUUACAAUAUAUCCACAUACAAAUUCAUAUACAUGCUAAAAGAGGCAAUGCGCACAUUUAUAACAAGGUCCAUAUAGCUGUGGAUUUCAUAUUUGUUGAGUUAUAUACCAUUCCGGUUGGAAAUCAACAGCAGACCAAUUUGGGAGAUAACUCCACGGCAAUCUUGUUUUAACAUCAUUAUAAGCAUGCACUUGCCAGUUUCACUGUUUGUGAUGUUAAUGUAAUCCAGUUCACCGUCUGUGAUUUAUAUAUAACCAAGUAUUAUGUUUUAAUUUUGUGCGUUUUUGUUUAUAGAAAAAUGAACUUUUACGUGU